GUCCUCGGCGUCGUCUCGCGGUUCAGUCGGUUCGUCCUCACGUGGAUGAACACGACGACCGUGAGCAACUACGACGCGCUCCUCGAUAACAUGACGAAGCGCGAGCGCCCGCGCGGGCUGAUCACCGUGAGCAACCACGCGUCGACGUUCGACGACCCGGGGGUGCUGAGCGCGCUCAUACCGCCCGCGUACUUCGCGACUGAGCGCGAGCACGGGGGGAUCCGGUGGACGAUGUGCACCAAGGAGAUCUGCGCGAGCGGGCCGUGGACGCACAAGUUCUUCGCCGCGGGGAAGACGGUGCCGAUCAGUCGCGGCGGCGGGGUCAACCAGGCGGUGAUGCGGACGAUGGCGGAGCGCGUCAGCGUGGGCGACUGGCUGCACAUAUUCCCAGAGGGCCGCGUCUCGCCGCCGGAUGAGAAGCAAGGCGAGCUCGGACGCCUCAAGUGGGGCCUCGGGAAGAUGCUCUGCGACGUCCACGAACUCGGCGGGCCGCCGCCGGUCGUGCUUCCGUUCUGGCACACGGGCAUGGAGAGGGUGAAACCGUACGGGGUCGGGGUGUUACGCGCGGGGGAGAGGAUACACGUCACCGUGGGCGAGCCGAUCGACUUUGGCGACCUCGUG
Molecule: messenger RNA, 621 nt
Organism: Micromonas pusilla CCMP1545
Lineage: Eukaryota; Viridiplantae; Chlorophyta; Mamiellophyceae; Mamiellales; Mamiellaceae
Exons: 1
Biological process (GO): phospholipid metabolic process
Source: RefSeq, a predicted model, not a curated record